Molecule: messenger RNA, 1989 nt
Organism: Spodoptera littoralis (African cotton leafworm)
Lineage: Eukaryota; Metazoa; Arthropoda; Insecta; Lepidoptera; Noctuidae
Source: the annotation of a GenBank genome assembly
AUGAUGUCUACUGUCCUUAUUAAACUGGACGCUUUGCUUAGGGCACCAGUACACCUGUGCCCUGCUGACAAGAUGCUCGUCUUUGGAAACUUGGUGUUCGCUGCUCUAGUUGCGUGUGCGCAUGCCAUCGAUAUUUGCAUCUUGGACUCUCCCAAUGUCAAAGCGGAGAUUGAAAACAAUCCGUUAGGAGGAUACAACAUUGUCUUGGAUAGAAGGGGUCUUUCAGAAGUAAUAGCGGUGGUGGGUCGCCGCACCGGAGCCAUCAAAGAUGUGGUGGAAGACGGAGACGUGGUGAUCCAGUUCAGCAACGACACCACUGUCAGGAUCAGCAGUGAGGAGGUGGUGGGAGAGAGGAAUGGGUAUAUCAUUACAUUCACCUGGGAGGCCCCUAAAGGAGUCAGUUUGGAGGACUGUGUUAAUCUUGGUACCCGCCACUGGUAUGGAGGACCACAGCAGAAACGACAAUACUGGCCAAUAGAGCGUCUGGUUUUACCGAACUAUUCCUACGUGACCAAGGAAGCUGACAACUGUGGUGUAGCCGAGCCUUAUUGGCUUAACUCGGAAGGCAUUUUCUACUACUUCGAUAAGAAGGUCCCUCUCUUCGUAGACCAAAACAAUCUGGAGAAAAACGCCGCCUGUUUCAUAGCGCAGAUCAAAUCUCCCUACUCCAGCAAAAGGGCCAAAACGGAUCUGAUCUACGCGAUAGGAAUCUUCGACGAUGCUAGGAAAGCUCACGAAUAUGCCGUGGAAAAGUAUUUGGAGAAGCCUAAAGGGAUUCCUGAUGAGAGAAUGAUAACAUACCCUAUAUGGUCAACGUGGGCGAGGUAUAAGAGAGACGUCAAUCAUAACACAGUCUUGCAGUUUGCUGAUGAAAUCACUAAGAACGGAUUUCCAAAUAGUCAGUUGGAAAUUGAUGAUCUUUGGGAAACGUGUUACGGGUCUCAGACGGUAGAUGUCGCUAGGUUCCCCAAUAUUAGGAACACAAUGGCCAUAUUGAGGGCGAAAGGAUACAGAGUGACGAUGUGGACACAUCCGUUUAUCAAUAAGGGAUGUGAGCCCUGGUAUUCUGAAGCUAAGAGCAAAGGCUACCUGGUAGCCUCUGAGUACGGCUCGGUGGAGACCAGCUGGUGGAACGACAAUGAGACCACGACAGCGUACAUCGACUUCACAAAACCUGCCGCCAGACAGUGGUACCUGGACCGACUGCAUCUCCUCAAGAACACCUCUGGAGUUGACAGCUUUAAGUUUGACGGUGGGGAGUCUAGCUGGUCACCACAGAUACCUGUGCUACAAGGUGACAUUAGAGACCAGCCAGGCGUGAUAUCGGCUGACUACGUAAGGACAGUGGUACAGUUCGGACCCCUUGUCGAAGUACGAGUUGGGUACAGAACCCAAGACCUUCCAGUAUUCAUCCGAAUGAUAGACAAGGACACCUACUGGACCUACGAGAAUGGACUCCCGACCCUCAUCACUACGCUGCUGCAGAUGAAUAUGAACGGCUACCCUCUGGUCCUCCCUGACAUGAUCGGAGGGAAUGGAUACAAUGAGCCUCCCACCAAGGAACUGUUCAUCAGAUGGCUCCAAGCCAACACCUUCAUGCCUAGCAUGCAGUUCUCGUAUGUGCCUUGGGAAUUUGAUAAUGAGACAAUAGCUAUAAGCAAGAAGUACGUGCAACUUCACGCGCAGUACGCCCCCGCUAUCAUUGCGGCGUGCAGACGAGCGGUGACGCACGGCGAGCCAGUCAACCCGCCGGUGUGGUGGAUAGCACCUAAUGACACUGAGGCUCAUGAUAUUUCUGAUGAAUACCUGCUCGGCGAGAACAUCCUAGUGGCCCCAGUAAUAGAGCGCACAGCUCGAGAGAGGGACGUGUACCUGCCGGCGGGGACCUGGCUGGCGCAGGGGGACCCCGCCCGCCCUGUACAGGGGGGAGACUGGAUCCGGCAUUAUCCGGCACCACUUGAUACUCUGCCGUAUUUUAUUAAGGUUUAA